AUGUCGCACAUUCCGUCAAUAGAUUACUUCAACAAUGCUGUUUGGAAUAUUCAACCAGUAUUUGACAAAUCAUCGCGAGAUUCCUCUACAUCACACUCUGAAACUUUCGUAGUCAUGCCGCAGAGCCAGUUAGAUUCUUCUAUCCGACUGAUAAAUUCUGAAUUCGAGAUUAUGGGUUAUUCAAAAGUUUUAAGGGUGGAAAAUGGAGAAACUCAAAUCACUAUGAAUAGUUUUGUUGAUGGUGUGUUAAAGUUGAUUUCAUCCUAUCGUAAAAGUUUAAAUAGUCGUGAGGAAAUUGAAUUAAAUUUUCAUCGUGUACAAUCUGAUUUAACUCAAGUACAAAAACUUUAUCGAAGAUGCCAGCAAAAUUUAGAAGAAACACAAAGAUCAAGUGAAUUAAUCAAAGAAAGGGAAAAACAAGCUUUAAAUGAUAAAAAGUUACUUAAUGAUCGUUUAAAAUCCACAUGUAAUGAACUUCGUAAAGUUCAGUCAAACUUCCAACGACAUGAAGUUCAGUUUCUACACGAACGUCGUAAGCUAGAGAAAGAAGCAACAGAUCUUCGGAAACGCUUAGCUCUUUUAAUUGACAAAGCCACUCCUAACUGGAACAAAGGGCAGAAAACAGAUAAACAGUCUUGCUCUCCAACGAGUUUAUCAAUGUCACAAUGGUUUUUAUCGUCAGAAGUUGGUAAAAAGCCUGAUAUAACAAACGGAGAACCAUCCAGUUCUCGGAGAUUUGGAAGUUCAAUUCGAACUAAUUCUGGUUUAGGUAGUACCAAAUUUGAGUCACUCACUUCAGUCAAUAGCUUCAAUUCUCACAUCAAAUAUGAUUGGGAUGUUCAAACUCCCAAGGCUGACUUAUCUUCAUUAAUAGUUCAACAACUGGAAAGUCGCCAAAAUGACUUACUUUAUGAAAAUCGUGAACUUCGAGAUCUUGUCAGUCAGCUCUCUUCAAGAAUAAUUCGAUUCACUGACUUUCUCCAGCGUCAUUGUACUACGUGGGUACAAAAUAAUGAUAAUGUAAUUCAUUCCAAUGAAUUUGAUGAUGAAUUCUUUUCACUUGAUGACGAGGAAGAUGACGGCGAUGAGUAUUUUAAACGAGAAUCGUCCGACGAAGAUUAUUCAAACUUUUCCAUAUCUAAAGAGAAUGGUCGUGGAAAAUCAGCCCUUGUUAAUAAUCUUUUAUUUGAAUUACCGUAUGCAGUAAUUCGUGAUGAUCUUACCAGACGCGUACGUUAUUUAUCUCGAUGUCUUUGGUGUAAAUUAAAAUGUUUAGCCAAACACUAUACGGCAAAAACAAGAAUAACAACAGAGAGAAAUGUAACAAAAAAUGUUGUAAAUUCACAAACUUUUCUAUUAGACCUCCCGACAUCUGGUGGAGAUAAUGAAAAUAAUGAAGUGGAACUAUCAAAAAGUCAAUUGGCUGAAGUAAAAUCUUCUUUGACCGGUUGUAAGUCUUUAUUAAAGGGAAAAGAGUUGAUUCUAGAGGAUCCUUCAUUCUCAAGUUAUAAUUUGGACAAAUUAAAAAUUUUGAAUUUUACAAGUUCGAAUCCUGAACUUGGUGGGAAAAAUGAAAUACACUUUGACAAACAUAAUGUUCCUUUAUUAUUGAAGGAAUCCAGUAUUCGAAUUUCAAAGAAAAAUAAAACGGGCAGCUCCUCAAAUUCAUCAGAUGAUUCACUUUAUUCUCCAUAUAAUUAA
Messenger RNA from Schistosoma rodhaini, 1701 nucleotides. The record is from the annotation of a GenBank genome assembly. NCBI's taxonomy places the organism in Eukaryota, Metazoa, Platyhelminthes, Trematoda, Strigeidida, Schistosomatidae.